Messenger RNA from Lycium barbarum (goji berry), 849 nucleotides. RefSeq names its product expansin-A10-like. The record is from RefSeq and is a predicted model, not a curated record. Gene Ontology annotation, biological process: plant-type cell wall organization. Gene Ontology annotation, cellular component: extracellular region. NCBI's taxonomy places the organism in Eukaryota, Viridiplantae, Streptophyta, Magnoliopsida, Solanales, Solanaceae.
AUGGCUAAUGAGCAAAAGCAGUAUCAUCAUUUGCCAUUUCUCUUCCUUCUCUUUCUUGCAUGUGUACAACACUCUUAUGGAUUCUCACACAGUGGAGUUUAUAGUGGUUGGAACAAUGCCCAUGCAACAUUCUAUGGCGGUGCUGAUGCUUCCGGUACAAUGGGAGGAGCAUGUGGAUAUGGCAACUUGUACGGCUAAGGUUAUGGUACAAGUACAAUGAGUACUGCACCGUUUAAUAGUGGAUUGAGCUGUGGAUCUUGCUUUGAACUGAAGUGCAAUGCCAAUGCGACCCCUCGGCUCUGCAUUCGUGGUACUAUCACUUUCACAGCCACAAACUUCUGCCCACCAAACUAUGCCCUGGCUAAUAACAAUGGUGGCUGGUGCAAUCCUCUUCUUCAAUACUUUGAUUUGGCUCAGCCUGCUUUGUUGAAAAUCGCUUUAUAUAGAGCUGGCAUUGUCCCUGUCAUCUAUAGAAGGGUGCCUUGCAUGAAGAAAGGACGAAUGAGGUUCACCAUUAAUGGUCAUUCCUACUUUAAUCUUGUAUUAAUAAUAAACGUUGGUGGUGCUGGAGACAUCUGCUCAGUGGCCAUAAAAGGAUCAAGAACAGGUUGGCAAGACAUGUCAAGACAUUGGGGUCAAAAUUGGCAAAGUCAGUCAUACCUUAAUGGACAAAGCCUUUCUUUCAAAGGAAUAGCCAGUGAUGAACGGAUAGUCACAUGCUACAAUGUUGCUCCAGCCAAUUGGCAAUUCGGACAAACUUUUGAAGGAGGUCAAUUCUAAGACAAGUUACAUGAAUUUAGCAAGUUAUUAAGGAGGUCUUUAUUUUUCAAACAAUAUGUAUGAAGUUAU